AUGGCGCUUGAGAGAAAGCUUCAGCAGAAUUCCUCCGACGGUACAUGCGUCUACGGACUCCUCAUCGGCCCGUUGGCGUGGAUAUGGGUGUACCUGGACAGCAAGGAGGGGCGCUUCUGCCGGACAUUGCUUCAGCCGGACGACCUACAGCCAAGUAUCUACAUGAUGGUGACGAUCGCGCGUGCAAUCAUGUGGGAAAGUCUCAUUAUCAAGACUUCGCAGCAGUUGCGAACAAGGACCAUUUACAUCGCGCACGUGCACCGCAGCGGUGUAGACAUGAAGCAACGCUGGAUCUCCCAAGGAUUAUGA
Molecule: messenger RNA, 309 nt
Organism: Phytophthora sojae
Lineage: Eukaryota; Oomycota; Peronosporomycetes; Peronosporales; Peronosporaceae
Exons: 1
Coding region: 1-309 (102 amino acids)
Source: RefSeq, a predicted model, not a curated record